GAGGAGAGGAGCGAGCUGAGAGGAGAGGAACCACACAGAUAACAAAAAAACAACAACUACUAUUUCUUUCCUCUGUUUCUUUUUUGUUUUUUUGAACUGAAGCGCUCAGGUGCGCUCUCUUGCACCAGCUGGGCUUUUGAUCCAGCAUUUUCUUGUUUUUAAGUUAGAGAGGAAGAUUUUUUUUUUAAUCGUUUGGAAUCGGGACUUCUUUUUACUUACUUUUCUUUUUUCUUUUUCCUGCAUCAAGCAUGGAUGUGUUGGCGAAUUACAGUAUUUUCCAGGAACUCCAACUCGUCCAUGACACUGGGUAUUUCUCCGCGAUGCCUUCCCUGGAGGAGAACUGGCAGCAGACAUGUCUCGAGCUGGAGCGGUACCUACAGACAGAGCCUAAGCGACUCUCAGAGCUCUUUGAUGAGGAAUUGGAUUGUCUCUUAACACCGGCGUUCAUGCAGGGCAGUGAGAGCGAUGAGGACCUGAUGGACCCCCUUCUCCCCAACCUGCCUGAGCAGCCCAGCCCGCCUCCACUACUUGUAUCCCUCCCCAAGGUCCCAGCCAAGAUCCUCUAUGUGCCAAACCCCAGCAAGACCCAAGCAGAAGAAGGGACUGAAACCCUCACGACCAAGGAGCAAGUCCUUGGAGGAGUCAGCGCCGCACAGCUUAGUGCUGCCGUUACAUCCCUAACGCCGCCGUCGUCACCAGAACUUGGCCGCCACCUCGUCAAACCCACACAAACACUGACUGCGACAGCAGACGGUACCUUAACACUCAAAUUUGUGGCAAAGAAGGUGGGAUUAGGGGCUGCAAAGCUGGUGGCAGCACGGGCAUUACCGUCCCCGCCAAGUAGGGGAGGGACAGUCAGUGACAGCGAGCAAGGAGGAGGAGGAAGUCUGGGAGGAGACGUACCAGAGAACAAGAAGAGAGUCCACCGGUGCCAGUUUAAUGGCUGCAGGAAGGUUUACACCAAGAGCUCCCAUCUAAAGGCACAUCAGAGGACCCACACAGGUGAGAAGCCCUACAAGUGCUCAUGGGAGGGCUGCGAGUGGCGUUUUGCCCGCAGUGAUGAAUUGACACGACACUACCGCAAACACACCGGAGCGAAGCCAUUCAAGUGCAACCACUGCGACAGGUGUUUCUCCCGGUCGGACCACCUGGCCCUGCAUAUGAAGAGGCACAUCUGAGGGUGAACAGAAAAUGUGUGGGAGAGGGGAAGAAUUAGGGGGAGGAAGAAGAGGAGGAGGAGGAGGAGGAGGAGAGAUGUGAGGAGAGAGGGAUGGGCAGUCGAGCCGUCCGCCCGCCUCAUUCACCCCAUCCAAAAAAAACAUGUCGGCAUCCAUCUGAGAUGGCCGUAGAGAUCAAACGGCCCGACAGCCUUUUCCAUCGAAGAAGAUGAGGGUGACUGGAGGAAAACGAGGAGUAGCUAGAUUGUUGUUUUUCUUAAAAAUUACACACUCACACACUUGCAAUAGAAAACAGUUGACACACCUGUCUUGAAUGCAUCAUCCUGGUGACCUCGAGCCGCUGACAUGUGGCUCUGGGGGAUUGGACACUGCCAAAUCAACAUAUACUCGCUUGCUGAAAACAUAAUGCCACCUUUUUUCUUUCUCUGUAUUCAGUGUUUUUUAACCCAUACAAUCUCUUUGGGUGAGGAGUUAGUUCCGUGGGUAAACUUUAAAUAUCCGUAUAGUCAGUUGUUUGUGCUUUAGCAGCUUCUGAAAUCAAAUACUCAACUUUCUCUACUUUGUUUCUUAUUGUUUUUCAUACACGGACUUUAAGAAACCAUCAUCUGCUGCAGUCAGCUUCAGUAAUCUAUGUGAGGAAAACAACAAAGCCAAAUCUGCAGGAGAGAGACUUUACAGAUUGACUUCUAGCAUGGCUGACAAUCGAACCCGGGGCUCGGACGCUGGGUGUUUUGGUGAACCAAUGGGGCUUCGGUCAGCGGGCACUACUGCAUCUCUCAGGCUCUCCUUCAGCGGGUGUUUGCAUCUCACCCUCACCGAGACGCCUGCCGCCUCCGCAGGCUACCUGACAGAAAUGCGCAGCGACACUUUCUUCCCUUUUUUUCUACUAAGAGGACAAUAAUUCUUCUUGUUGUUAUUGCAAAGAUUGAUACUUUGUUCUUUUCUCUUUCGGAGAAAAUGUCUUAAAACUCACUGAAUUGUUGUUAGAGAGAAAAAAAAAACUGAGAAUCUAAGAUGACUUCAACAGAAUGUGUGGGAUGAGAAGGAGAGCGUUGUUGGUCUUUUAAUCCCCAUGUGCACUGACUCUGCCUCUGCGGCCUGUAAGCAACCAGAGGAUGAACGAAAACCAGAAUCGCACGACCCUCGGAAAAUAUUUGUAUUUUUUAUUUUGGACUAAAAUCAAAGAGGAGAGCAGGAGUGUCUUCGGUUUGUUGUGCUACUCGUUCUGCUCGAGGAUUCACGAAAACACAACCUUGUCCUGACCUUCAGUGGAAUCACACCGCACCGGAGUCAGACUCUGUGAAAACUGAAUCUCGUUUGUGUUGUUUUUCGGUGGGGGGGUUUCGUUGAUUCUGAAAGUCAUCCUGGAGCGCUUUCACAGAAUCGAAGAUCUGGAAGGCCAGAGAUGAGGCCGCAGUGCUGCUGUUUCCCUUGGGAUGGAAGACGCCAACCAACCUCUAGGUGUUGGAACCGAACAAACUCGGUCACACCGGCCCACCGGUCCAAUUUGCCUGUUUCGUAUCCAUUGACUGCACUGACCUUUUUUUCAAUGUUAUCUGUGCUUUUUUUUUCUACUGCGAAAAAUAUGGAAAAAAAUAAGAAACACGAUGGAAAAAAAAUCAUAAAAAGGUUUGAAAAAAAUACACUACAAAAACAAUACUGUCUCGCUCUACACUUUGCAUACAGAACAAACACACAUACUCCGUCCACACACACACACUCACACUGCAGUUUCUUUGCUCAUGGCUCUUCUCGAGAUAAGACUAAUACGAUUUAGGAAAAUAAUUAUUAAACUAAUGAACGGACUUAGAAAACAAAACACUGCAUGGCAGGCUUUAAUGCAAAUGCACACACACCAGCUCAUGAUGACACACAUGCACACUCUUCCUGGAAUUAUAUGUUCUGCUCCCAAAUCUUUUUUCACAGUAGGAAUUUAGCGACUGUUGUUUAGUAGAAGAGUAUCUUAGCUCUCAGCUGGAGGUAACAAACGAUUUCAGAUCCUGUGAAGUGAGAAAUCAGCUUGUUCCCAGUUCCAACAAUCACCCACACAUCCUCCGCCACAGUUUGUGCCUCUCAUUUAAUCAGCGUUUUUAUCUCCAACUCUGGUUACGUCGUUGGUGACGAUUAAUUGCAAGAGCCACUUUUUUCAGCGAAGAAUAAAUCAGACUGAAACAACUAGAGCAGGUCUUUAAGCCACAUUUUAAACAUGCUGGCAUUUCACAUCCACAUCCAUUUCAUGGUAAGUCUUGGAUAAAAAAAAACUAAAUUCAUUUCAGUCAAACUGUCUUCAGGAUCACAAGCAUUGCAAAUUUUAAGCACAUAGACUGUAAAUAAAGAUGGACGACGUGUCUUCACUUCCUCCUACUGUCCAGAUAUGAAGCCAAAAUAUCCCAGAAACAAAUGCUGCCAUUUUGCGUUCGAUACACGCACUGAUUACGAGUCAGUCCCAGCUGUCAAUCCAGAUGAAUCACCCUGUUUUUAAAUCAUCAAAUAACGAAUUAGACAGUCGCUCUGGGAACACAUACCUCCUCCCAGGCUAAUGCCCUAACUCUCCAUGUCAAAACAGUGUUCACCAUUAAUUAUCUAGACUGUGUUGUAUUCUAAUUUGUCCCGUCACAGUUCAAGUCUACCCCGUUACUGUCAUGAAUUAUAAUAAUUGAUAAUUAAUUAUUUUUAUGGAAAACCUAACCUCAUAAAGAAGGAGAUUAAGACCAAACUAACUGGGAACGUGAACACUUCAGUGUGAUGACAACAACAUAAAAUGACUGAAAAUGUCUUCGAGAAAAAUGGAUUUGGCGUGUACUUUGACUUUUCAGUUUGGUCCAUGUCCCGUCCAUCAACAUGGAGGAGGUGAGGUAGCAAUCUAGACCUAUCAACACACAAAGAAGCAUAGCAAAGUGCUUAAUAAGGGUACGAAGAAGCUUGCAUUAGGCUAGCCCUUUGAGAACGAUGAUCAUGUCUUCACCUAAUGCUUUGUUGAAAAUAGUGGCUCAUUUCUGUGAAUUUCCUGAAUGCAAAUUAAAUAACAUCAGAAUCUCAAAGAUAGAAGAUAAAACACGAGAGGUGGAAACUGGUGCGAGCACAUAUCCACACAACCUGCUUCCUUUGAUCAGUGGUUUGCGCGGAAAGAAAUAAACCUGCCCCGCAAUCAGGGCAUUACUGACAACCAACAUCAGCAGUUGCACUGACACUGCUGGUCCAUCCGCCCACCACCACCUGCAGGCCCUGUAGCGCAUGCAAACAGUCUACUGCUCGCUGCUGCUGCUACUGACUGGUGUAGGCUGGGUGAGGGUGCAAGGUUCCUGAAGCUGGCAGGAGAUUUCACAUCCCGUCGUGCCCGGUCGCCGUGCUAGUUGGCCUUGCCAACCCUCAUUAGGUGAAACAGUGAAAACAUUCCCCUUCAGGGGGGGUUUAUGGUGCAGCUUCGAACAAUCGAUACCAAAAACCUCCAGCACGGAACUACCCUUUAGCCACGGGCAGAAUCUCCCCAGUCAGGAGAGAUCAGCGGGGAACCGCCUCCGUAUGAGACCUCUGUAUCCAGCGGCAGCUUUCUCUACUAACUGUCUUUCUGCUAAAUAUGACACAAAUCAACCCACGUAUGAGAUGAAUCCAGUGUUUCAUGUUUGAUUUCAUUUCAUUUUUACUGUUUGUUUUUUCAGUGACAAAAUCUGUAUCGAUGGUUGUUUUCUUCAGCUUGGAAGAUGCAAGGUCACGCCAAAAUGUUGAGACAUGCAGAGGGAUGUAGAAGGACGUACAAUCACAGAGGGAUGGGGAUCGUAGCACUUUUGAUGGAAUGAAUGUGUAUUUGUGUGUGUGUGUGUGUGUGUGUGUGUGUGUGUGUGUGUGUGUGUUUGUGUCCCAUUAUGCCAACUGUGAGGGAAGCAGUGAUUAAGCAAAAUGGUUGAUACCAGAUUUCUUUUAACUGUGCAAACACGUGGGAGAAAUGCUUUUAAUCAAAGCAAUGGCCUACAAUGUGUCCAUGACGUUCUUUGCUCUGACAGUUCAUUCAUUGAUGUAUUUAUAUAAAUCAUGGAGCCCGAUGAUUUAAGUCAAAGAGAUGCAAACUUGCACUUAAUAUUGAAGCACGUUAAAUUAAUUGAAGAUUAAUUAAAUAACUAUUUUCUGUUUUUCCUGCCCCGAAAUCUCAGGAUUUGUUAGUAAUUGUUCUGAUUGUUAAAAAAGUGAUGAAGUAAUAAUAAUAGGAGUGUCCACAUGUAAAUCAGAUCUAAAAAAAUCUCAUCUGCUGCCGUGUAGUUUGAUCAUUUCAUUAACAAAGGAAGCCAGAUGCAAAAUCAGCAAGUCAUUUGCAUUUUGUACUCGUUUUCCCCGACACUUUGUAAAACCUGACGCGUCUAAUAUGAAGCUGCUAAUAUAAGAGAACCUGAUGUACAGACGAGAGUGGAUCAGUGUCAUCUUGCAGGUGGAAACAAAUGUUUGCCUGCUGCCUAAAUUACAAUUAAAGUUACAAAAUUACUUGAAUUGAUCUUCUCCUUUUUUUUAAUUAGCAUAUUUUUAGAUGAAAAGCCAAUAAAUUGUGAAUAAAAUGAGCCUUAAGUAGAGUUUAAAAGAAAGUGAGACUUUCAGCACAUUUCUGCGAAACAAACGUCCCCCAAAACGUGAACGUGAACGUACCAGAUUGUCGAUUUCAUUCACAGGUUUAAAGCAUAAAUGUAAUGCUACGUUGAAAUCGUGUUGCUGGCCAGACUGAAGCGACUCAUCAUUUCUCUCCUCUUUAAUUAAAAUCCCUCUCGACAUGUGGCAGAUCUCAAAGUCACUUUCAAUAUGACCUCACAUAUCGUUCCCUCCGUGUCUCUCGGCCUGUUGAAGCAGAUUUUCUGUCCGUGUGAUUUGCUCGGGGUCUCCUGUCGUCUCUCAGCCAGUUAGUGGCCGUCCCGCCGCUCUGAUUAGCAUGAAACACUUCCAGGUCCUGUUCUCUGGAUGCAUUUCAGCUAAUGAGUUAUCGCUCUGGGUCACAGGGAAACUCGGUGGUCUGAAAAAAAAAAAAAAUCCCAUCAGUGACCUUGAGCCAGGUCUGUACCCAGAAGUGGAUGCAGGAGAAACAGAAUAUCCCGUUGCAAAUUCAUUUUGAUGAACAAAAGGAUUUCAGAAAUAAUUUAGCCAUGUGAAAAUCUUUAAAUCAGCCCUCGUUUUUAUUCAUGUAUUACAGAUUCAAUAAACUACGAUUUAUCUGCAAAGUCCCAUCAGAUAUUUAAUCUGAAUCCCCCGACGCUCCGUCAUCCUCCCCAGUGGAAGUGCCAUCCGUGUUUCCCUCCACCCUGACCCCCAUAGCUCCCACUCUGUCCACAGCAGUUGUCCAUGCAUUAUAAGCUGCAGGAAUGCUGAAUGCACACUUUACACAUUUUGCCCAAAGAUUUGCAUAUUUGCAAGUUAACUGCUGUGAAUGUAGUGGACGUAGAGGGAACGAGCUGAGAGGCAGAGACGCAGAAAAUUUGCGAUGGAUGGCAGGUGGAAGGAGAGGGAUUGUUUUUUGUCCCUUUUUUUUCUCUUACACACCAAUUAAAUCUUAAUUACCGGUUUGCUCCGAACCUUCAUGCUUCGUAUCAUUCUCGUUCUCGGGUCCACUGUCAGCUGGAGCCAAACUCAUCAUUCACAAAUGUAAAAUAAUGUUCUCAUGGUCUUAUAGGGUGCCCACUGUAGUGGCGCUAGCAGCUUAAGCAGGAGUGAAGUAGCUUUAGUUAAAGUUAGUUUCUUAGCACGCUGCAAAUAGCACUAAUCAAGUCUCAUAUUUCAGAGUAAAAGGUGGACUGGAGAUUUGGGGAACCAAGGUGUUAUCACAUGAGUUCAUCAUCCUCAUGCAUCAAAUGGUCAAGAGGAAUCUCGUUUGGGACUAAAGGUGUUUUGACACUGGUGGAUAUUUCCAAAUCAGGGAAUGAUUAAAAUUAAAAAAAAAAAAGAAAAAAAAGCUUCAGAUUAAUUGAUAGGAUUGCUUUGCAGCCAUAGAGCAGUUUGUACCCCACAAAUCUAAACUUUUCACAAUAACCAGAAGCCGAGAAAUGCUUCUUUGACAAAAUUUCUCAUAUCUAUGAGAUGAUUCCCCCUCAAACCCAGUGUGAAACAGCCUUUAGACGUCCUCCUUCUUUGACCACAGCCAGUUGUUUAGGCAUCGUCCUUUGAGGAACCCGGCUUCAGUUUCCCCAGUUCUCCACCAUAUCCACCCCGAAGUAGGAUUGUUACUUCUGGCAGCUUUUGUAAAUAGCGUGAGAUCUUACGGACCGCUCUGUGUGAAAUUAUCCAGCACCGUCUCAGACAUUUCACCAUUUCUAUAGGUCUACUUUAGUUCUCGCAAACAUUGCACUACAUGAUCAUACUUAGCUUUUGCACUCACCACAUCCGGGCACAGCUAGCAUAGACUGUUGGAGCACUCAGAAAUCCACUUAACAUUUGUUACGCACGUCCAGGAUGCACUUUGCCACCAAGAACCAUUUACCAUGGGUCCACUCGCAAGAGAUCCGACUGAGAUAUCAUAACCUUCCAGGGCAAUGCCUUUUUCAUCACCGUCAGUCUGGGGGAUACUUUACACUCAGUCCAGCUGUGACUUGGUUGAAAUGUCUUGGUAUCACUCGCAUCCCGGAGUGUCUGUCUGUCUGUCUGCCUGUCUGUCUGUCUGUAAUACUGUGUCAGUCCAUGCUUGAUGUGUCAGUAUAUAAGAGAUUCACAGAUCCUUUA
Platichthys flesus (European flounder) is the source of this 7865-nucleotide messenger RNA. It is a transcript of the gene klf7b, whose product is annotated as Kruppel like factor 7b. The transcript is spliced from 4 exons. Lineage: Eukaryota; Metazoa; Chordata; Actinopteri; Pleuronectiformes; Pleuronectidae. Gene Ontology annotation, biological process: regulation of transcription by RNA polymerase II. Gene Ontology annotation, molecular function: DNA-binding transcription factor activity, RNA polymerase II-specific; RNA polymerase II cis-regulatory region sequence-specific DNA binding. The record is from RefSeq and is a predicted model, not a curated record. Bases 249 to 1178 code for a protein of 309 amino acids.